Molecule: messenger RNA, 2090 nt
Organism: Scaptodrosophila lebanonensis
Lineage: Eukaryota; Metazoa; Arthropoda; Insecta; Diptera; Drosophilidae
Exons: 3
Coding region: 294-1994 (566 amino acids)
Biological process (GO): regulation of transcription by RNA polymerase II
Cellular component (GO): nucleus
Molecular function (GO): RNA polymerase II transcription regulatory region sequence-specific DNA binding; DNA-binding transcription factor activity, RNA polymerase II-specific
Source: RefSeq, a predicted model, not a curated record
AUCACAAUAAAAAACGCAUGUUAACAAAAAAUUUGAAAUUUUUCCUAACCAGAUAAAGUUGAUAUUCGAUUUUUGCCGGCUCCAAAGCCGCUAUUUCAUUUAUAACGCCGUUACUGUUUUUUCGCGCGUUCUAGUGCUGCAUUACGUUUGAAUAAUUAACGCUUUGUUUCGGUACAGCGUCGCUCUUACCGCUUCGGCUAGUUUUUUCAAAUUUACAAUUGUUUUCUUGGCUUGUAUGCAAAAACAUUUUGAAAUUAGGCGCAAAGUUACAGACAUCUAUAUACUCACUUAAAAUGGACGACUCUCGCCAAUCUAUCGCGCCGAACGAGGCUAGCACUACUAUGUAUUUGUCCUUUGACGCCGACGACACGAUUGCCAGCAAAUUUCAGUCAAUCGCGGGAGACGAUGAUACCGUGGACAUCACAACCAAUGGCAUUAUUGAAGAGCUAGACGAAACUCUGGAGGGAAAUGAACGUAAUAUUAAGAAAACAGUGCUUAAAUGUGUGACCGCUAGCGUUGAAAUGGAAAACUGUUCGCCCUUGCGUCCUUUUGACAAUAGCAUUUUUAAUAAAAACAAUGCUCUAAGCUCAACACCCUCUAAAAACGUAACAAUGCCGGAGGGAACUAUGAUUAAAGCCGUGCUCGGAACGCCUCUUGUCCCCGAUGGAUACGACAAGGAGAACACACACCCUGACGAAGGCACCGACUUUUCAACUUGCUGGAUAGAUGGGACAGCUUCGACAGUAAAAGUAAACGAUGGCACAACGGACGAGAUAUCCAUACAAGAGGCUAAUAAGACAGGUGGUACUGGAAUAACCAAUGCCACAGCUCUCGAACUAAUUAAAGAAGUUUCCAAAGAGAAUGUAUCAUUGGAUGUACCAUUAGCAGCCACUGCCACUAAUGGACCCACAAACAUCAAUGCUGGUGAAUGCCAGGUGAAUGAUGUUACGAACGAAAUGUCGGAGUUAAUUGCCAAGGCUUUGAAAUUAUCGGAUCCGGCGAAGCCGAUGAUCAGUCUUAAACCGUUUGCAGCGACCAGCAAUAAGCUUCGUGCUGUGCCAUCGUUGCCCAUGGCCAGGCCCCGGCGCUCAUACCUACCUAUAUCUGGCGGAGAAGCGCGCACCUAUUCCUUUAAACAGCGCAUGUCGGUGGUGGUGAAGACCACGUUAAAUAGUCCUGCACGAAAACUGAUCGCAAGCAACUCGGCUACGAUGUGCCGCCGUAGCUUACUGCCUGGCCCAAAGUUGUCUGUUGGUGGAAGCGCCGGAGGUAAUUUUCGCAAAUCCGUCUUUGGCACGGCAACUGAAGAGAGCAAACCAACUGGUCCCCUGACGAAGAAAUUAACGCAGAAGGUUGGCAAACCCAAAUACGACGUGGAUACCCAGUACAAAUGCAAGACGUGCGGUGCUACAUUUCGAGUGAAGAGUUUGUACGAUAUGCAUGUGCAUAUGCAUGAUAUGGUUGUGAAUGGUCCGAGAGUGCCGAAAAAGUCGAUCAUUCCAAGCCCUUUGUACCCUGCUAGUGCAGCGAGUACAAAUCAAAAGCACGCUUGCAAGUAUUGCGAUAAAAACUUUGCACUGGAACGUGCACUACACAUUCACCUCAUGCAAAAUUGUGAAAAGAUACCGCCGGUGGAGAAGCGCAAGUUGCAAUAUACAGAGCUCAACCACGUAAAAAAGGCACAGCUUCCCAAGAUCACGGGUUCUGCAGCAAUAUGCACUCUGAAAUCCCACCAAGAUUCCAAUUGCACUGAACAAAAGUCCGCAACUGCCAACAAGACACAUGGAUCAAUGCUGCCGCCUUCGGUGAAAAAAGUUGCCAAGUCGGCUGCACAUGCUGGUGUCUAUCGCACUCCUACAAAGUCUGUGCCUUGUAGCGUGUGUAAGCAGUCUUUCAAAAGCAUACUCGACUACACUAAUCACUGCCUCACCGUGCAUUCAAAGAAAGUGCAGAUGGAGCAGGACAAAGUUGAUGAUGCACAGAGUGCAGCCUAAGAUUAAAUAAAAUAUUUGUAUGUAUCUUGUAGACUUAGUUUCCUUUAAAUGUAAUUUGCAGUUCAAAUGAACGCCAUUUAGUUCCGCUUAUAUCAA